Messenger RNA from Diachasmimorpha longicaudata, 4436 nucleotides. RefSeq names its product protein hunchback (gene Hb). The transcript is spliced from 4 exons. NCBI's taxonomy places the organism in Eukaryota, Metazoa, Arthropoda, Insecta, Hymenoptera, Braconidae. The coding region runs from base 268 to 2583 and encodes 771 amino acids. Gene Ontology annotation, biological process: regulation of transcription by RNA polymerase II. The record is from RefSeq and is a predicted model, not a curated record. Gene Ontology annotation, molecular function: RNA polymerase II transcription regulatory region sequence-specific DNA binding; DNA-binding transcription factor activity, RNA polymerase II-specific.
CAAUUUUCAUCAGUCGCUCGUCAACAUCUGACCGAACGGUUAACUUAACGAUUUUCUCUUGGAAAACCUUUUCUUGAAGCCUUGUGCUUAUUUGUGCUUAUUCAGUGACAAUAUCAUUAAACAUUAAAUUUACGUGUUAUAUCAUAGUGCCGCAGUGAGAACUUAUUUUUUAAUAUUUUUAAAUUUGUUUGAUUGGUGUUCCUGGGAAUUUUCAUCAUCGGAUUUGCAGUCGGCGAGUUUGAGAAAUCGGAAGGAGGACAUUUAAACAUGCGCGAAAAGUGGGAGUCUGGGGAAGAUCAUGGGCUACCAGAGGAGGGAUCUGAGGAUCCACCGAGUGGAAUGGAGAACAACGAAGCCUCCCCCGACCCAGCAGCUCCAACCACUUGGACUCUCACAGAUAAAUUGGCGCAGCAAUUGUCAACGAGCGAUCAAAACACCGAUUCAGGGGUCUCUCCAGGACACUAUCUAUCAGAAUCUCCAGGAAGUUCAGCAUCCCCUUUCAAUACUUCACAUAGUCUAUCACCGCCAAGUGGAGAAUCCAACGAUUCUGCUCCACUGCCUACUAAUAAUUACCAGUUCGGUCGUCUGGAGUUCCCCAUAAUACCCGAUGGGGAGACUGAUGAAGGAGCUACCGCGAUGGAUCAAGCUAUGGAUGUUGGCGCGGCGCCUGAUGUCAGUCAUCCCCCUGAAGAAACUCCGGAAAGUUUGCAGUGCCCUGUUUGCCAUUUCACGGCAGAAAAUAGAGUACAGUUUCGUGAUCACCUAACGGCACACUGCAUGAGCACCGAAUCACCGGACCUUCAGCAUGCCCUGUUCGCCCAGCUAUCACCUUCAUUGAAACCCCAACUGAGUCCCCAAGAUGCCGAAGAACGCGAGGAUGCGGCUCUUCGCCAGCCUCGAAUCAACUGUCAGGGUAAAGUGAAAACUUUUCGUUGCAGACAAUGUAAUUUUUCAGCUGUAACAAAACUGGACUUCUGGGAGCAUUCACGCCUCCACAUAAGAAUGGAAAAGCUCCUCACCUGUCCAAGGUGUCCUUUUGUCACUGAGUUCAAACAUCACCUGGAGUACCACAUAAGAAAUCACUUCAAUUCCAAACCCUUCAAGUGCGACAAGUGUCCUUACUCAUGUGUCAACAAAUCAAUGCUCAAUAGCCACUUGAAAUCCCACUCCAGCGUUUACCAGUACAGGUGUGCCAAUUGUGCCUAUGCCACCAAAUACUGUCACUCAUUGAAGCUCCAUCUGAGAAAGUACAAUCAUCAGGCAGCGAUUGUACUUAACCCAGAUGGUACACCCAAUCCUCUGCCCAUCAUCGAUGUGUAUGGUACCAGAAGAGGGCCAAAAAGGAAGCCAUCACAAUUAAAAUCCGCAGCAAAUUCUGGCAGCAGACUACGAUCACCACCACAACCAGGACCAUCCGCAAUGGGAUCACCACAACCCGGACCAUCUGGAAUGCAAUCACCCCAGCCUGGAACAUCUCAGAUCAAUUUCUUUCCAUCUGGAACGUCUCAGAUCAAUUUCUCUCAACCUGGAACAUCUCAAAUGAAUUUCUCUCAACCUGGAACAUCUCAAAUGAAUUUCUCUCAACCUGGAACAUCUCAGAUGAAUUUCUCUCAACCUGGAACAUCUCAAAUGAAUUUCUCUCAACCUGGAACAUCUCAAAUGAAUUUCUCUCAACCUGGAACAUCUCAGAUGAAUUUCUCUCAACCUGGAACAUCCCAAAUGGCACAACUUCAGCCUGAAACAUCCUGGAUGGGACUACCUCAACCAGGAACAUCCCAGAUGGGAUCACCACAACCAGGAACAUCGCAGAUGGGAAUGCCCCAGAUGGCACCAAUAGCAAUUAACAGUGGUUUCAAUUCAAUAAUGGCAUUCAGUACUCUCAACCCCAUGUUCUCAACCUUUCCAGUUGUCAAUGGAUUUACUGGAGGUGAUGCGAGUAGAAUGGAAGAAGUCAGAACUGCCCUAUAUAAUGAAUAUACCAGAACUAUUGCUGUUGCUGAUAGAAUGAAUGCUGAUAUUCCUCAUGAGUCAAUGAUUUACGGAUUCUCCGAUAAUCCAAGCUAUGCAGCGGAGGUCAAAGAAUUCGAGACAAUGUUGAUGGAGCAGGGGGAUCAGGACGAAAAUGAGGAGGAGGAGAACGACAGAGAGGAGAGCUGUGCAGCUCCCCUGGACCUCAGCAAACCUGACACAUCAAAUAACAGCAACAGUAAUGGGAGUAAUGAGGCCGCGGAACAGACACCUGAUCCUCCUAUGAAAAGCAAUGGAAAGAGCCGACGCAAGGGAAAGGCUGUCAAGCUUACCAGACAGGUUGUUCAGCAGGAGGAUGAACCGGAGGUCGUUCCUCAGGUAGUUGAAGAGAUCAAGCAGGAGCAACAGGAGCCGGAAGCUAACAACACACCUGAACAUUCUCCUCAGGAAUUUAUAUGCCAGUACUGCGAGCUCUCUUUUGGUAAUGACGUCAUGUACACCGUUCACAUGGGAUAUCAUGGAUUCACCAAUCCCUUCACUUGCAACAUGUGUGGACAUCGGUGUGUGGAUAAGGUGUCUUUCUUUCUGCACAUUGCCCGAGUUAAGCAUUCUUAGGAGAUUGGGGAGGUCAUUUGGGAUUAAGUGUGGAGAGAAAUGAUGAAGAUUUGAAAUCAUUUGAUAUGAAAAUUUUGAUAACUCAUCAAGAUCCCGAACUGGGGUGAUCUUUCAGGAUUAGGAUAAGGGUGUAAGCAGCUGAAGGAGGGUGAUCUUAGUAGUAAAUUGUAGGAUUAAGAAUAUUCAAUGGAAAUUACCCUUCGCUGCAUAAUUUGUCACGAAAAUUUUGCUACCGAUAUUUUUAUCGAUAUUUUUCAUAACUAAAUGUAAAUAUGGUUGUUGGUAUUAAGCUACUUUAUAAAUCAUGAAUUUCUAUUGGCGCGGUGUCCCGACAGACCAGGGGAUAGGGGAAAGGAUGGGCGCGAGAGGAGAAUUUUUUUUUUUUUUUGGGUUUUAAUAAUCCAUUACGGAAUUGAGAUUAUUUCCUAGUUGAAUAGGCAAUUUUGAGCGUUUGCGGUCUAGUCAUAGAUACUACAGGACACUUGCCGGGCUCCUAAGUAUUUGAGUGCAAUUAUUACUACAAUUUUUUUUUUGCUAAUUGCGGAAUUUUUUGAUGGGCCUAUUCAUAAGAACUCACGUGGAGUGGUAAAAUGUUUGAGGGAAAAUGUCGAGGAGCCUGUUUUGCAGAGAAAUUUUUAAAAAUAUAACCCGGGCCUUGCCAUUUUUCCGUGGAACUAAUGAUGAUUACUAUCAUGGGCCCAUCUUCAUUUUGAUUUUUCAUUUCAAAUUACUAUCUAACGUUUUUGAUCAAAAUUUUAUAUUUCAUACGUUUUUUUUUUAAAUAAAUAUAAUAAUUUAACAACCUGAAUUCACGGAGAGGAAAACAUUCAUUAAAAUUUAUGGAAUUGAGGGUUCGCAAUGAAAUUACGAAGAAGAAAAAUAUUGAAUUGCACUCAGUCGAUGCUCAGUUAUCGAGAAUUAAAAACAUUCCAUUUUUCUUUGGAUUUUUUAGCGAAUCGAAGACAUUUACAACAUAUUCUGGAUGUUUUGCAUCACAUGAUUGUCAGGUUAAUUUUUUCUUUUUUUUUUAUUCCAUCAUAUUUAAAAAGGCAAUGAAUGCAUGGUGCCUCAGAGCCUCUCCACUCUCGACCAAAAAUGUACAUAUUGUGUUAAUUGUACUAAAUGUAAUUAUCUUUAUCACGAUUAUAUUUUUCAUCUGAAUUAUGAACAUUGAGAUGAUGACUUCGAAAUUUUUAUGGACAAUAGAGAUACAUAGAGAUUUUUUUUGCCAUCCAGGUAUGAUAUAACUCCUACUUUAAGGUAUUAAUAAGUCUGAACGAUUCAUUCCGAAAAAUUUUGGAGAAAUGAUUUUACUUAUUAAGAAAAAUGCUCUCCAUACUUAAGACAUGAAUCAAGAUUCACUACGGUGGAGACUGAAAUUAAAAUAUCCUUGGGAACAUUAAUUGCUCAAUUUAAAUGUGAGCUGAGUUCCACUAAUAUUAUACAGAUAAUUCUGAAAUUGAAUGGACUCGUAUUUUCAUAAUUCAGUUUCUUGAAUUGUGAUGAAAUUGUAUUCUCAAAACAUAUGAGACAAGUUAUUGGGUAUUUUUUAUCCCAUUCAAUUACAGAAAUAUAAACUAAAGUUACAAUUAAUAAUCAUGUAUUUUUCUAAUCUCAAAUUUAAAAUUAAUCAACAAAAAAAAAAUGAACAGUUGCCUGGAGAAAUUGCCAAAUCGUGCCAAACCAGACGACCUCUGAAAUGUUCCUAAAAAAUCUUAAAAAAAAAAACAAAAAAAAAAGAUUAUAUAUUAUAUAUAAGAAAUAAUUGAUAUUAAUCAAUCAAAUCUAUCAAAUAGUUUUAUUUCCACUGUAUGGUUUUACACCUUUUACAGAUUAAAUUUUUUCUUACAAUA